Ornithodoros turicata is the source of this 549-nucleotide messenger RNA. RefSeq lists its product as uncharacterized. Bases 49 to 549 code for a protein of 166 amino acids. Lineage: Eukaryota; Metazoa; Arthropoda; Arachnida; Ixodida; Argasidae. The record is from RefSeq and is a predicted model, not a curated record. The transcript is spliced from 3 exons.
GAGCAAGUUCAGGUGAAGGAGUCCACGGAAGUGCAGGCUAGCAGCCAUAUGGAGAAGGAGGGUCUUGUGCGAGGACUGAAGUUUAUGGAGGACAACCAUGUCCAUGUGGCCUCUCUCACGACUGACCGGCACCCGGCCACAAAAAAGUACAUGCGCACCGCCAAGCCAGGCAUCAAACACUAUUUCGACGUGUGGCAUGUGUCGAAAGGCAUAAAGAAGAAGCUCUCAGCCUCCAGCAACACUGUAGCCACAAGGGACCUCAAACAGUGGAUACCAGCCACCGUCAACCAUAUAUAUUGGUGCGCUGCUGUGAGUGGUGGUGACGGUGACUUGCUGGCUGCCAUGUGGAAGAGCUCCGUAAAUCACGUGGCUAACAUCCAUGAGGGUCACGACCCCAGCUACCCACGUUGUCUGCACAAGCCCAACCAGGAGUCAGCCUGGCUUCAGCCUGGUACUGUACACAUUAUAAGACUUGUCAUUCGUGGUUCCCUGUCAAUAGCAAUAUUUCCAUUCUUUUUUUUUCUCGGAGGGGGAGGAAUUGGCAUAUGA